AUUUUCCUCAACAUACAGCCGUCCCUUGCAUCAAACUCUCAACUUUCCUCUCUCUGCCGUCAACCAAGCAUGUCUCUUAGACCAAACGCAAGGACCGAGAUUCGUCGGAACCGGUACAAGGUCGCUGUCGAUGCCGAUGAAGGUCGGAGGAGGAGAGAAGAUGAUAUGGUGGAGAUCCGGAAGAAUAGAAGAGAAGAGAACUUGCAGAAGAAACGAAGGGAUUUUCAAGCAAGUCAGCAGCAAUUUGCGGCUACAGUUGAGAACGUCGGCUCCACUGACAGCAAGUUGGAGAAUUUGCCAUCAAUGUUGGUCAGUAUUUAUUCGAAUGAUAGUAAUUUGCAAUUGACGGCUACUACCCAGUUCAGGAAAUUGCUUUCAAUAGAAAGAAACCCUCCAAUUGAUGAAGUAAUACAGUCUGGUGUGGUUCCCAGAUUGAUUCAGUUUCUUACAAGGGAUGAGUUCUCACAGCUUCAAUUUGAAGCAGCUUGGGCUCUCACAAACAUUGCUUCUGGGACUUCUGAGAAUACUAAAGUUAUUGUAGACAGUGGGUCGAUUCCCAUAUUUGUGAAACUCCUCAAUUCAGUGAGUGAUGAUGUUCGAGAGCAGGCCGUGUGGGCUCUAGGAAAUGUUGCUGGGGACUCUCCCAAAUGCCGUGACAUUGUUCUUAAUGAAGGUGCACUUCUCCCCUUGCUGAAUCAACUGAACGAGCAUUCCAAGAUUUCCCUGCUAAGAAAUGGCACUUGGACGCUUUCAAAUUUCUGUAGAGGCAAGCCACAGCCGCAAUUUGAUCAGUUGAAGCCGGCUCUUCCUAUUCUCCUGCGUCUUAUUCACUCAAAUGAUGAGGAGGUUUUGACAGAUGCAUGUUGGGCUCUCUCAUAUCUUUCAGAUGGAACUAAUGAAAAAAUCCAAGAUGUUAUAGAUUCUGGUGUAUGCCCAAGGCUUGUUGAACUUCUAGGUCACCCGACGUCUUCUGUUCUUAUUCCCGCUCUUCGGGCAGUGGGAAACAUUGUUACUGGAGAUGAUAAGCAAACACAGUUUAUCAUCAACAAUGGAGCUCUACCCUACUUAGCGAAUCUGAUGACCGGAAACUAUAAGAAGAGCAUUAAGAAGGAAGCCUGUUGGACAGUUUCCAAUAUUACUGCUGGCAACAAGGAGCAGAUCCAGGGGAUAAUUAAUGCGAAAGUAAUAGCACCUAUGGUUUAUCUUCUUCAAAAUGCUGAAUUUGAGGUUAAAAAAGAAGCUGCCUGGGCAAUCUCGAAUGCCACCUCUAGUGGCACACACGACCAAAUCAAGCACCUUGCGAGUGAAGGAUGUAUCAAGCCAAUGUGUGAUCUUCUAGUUUGCCCUGAUCCUAGGAUCGUGACAGUUUGUUUAGAGGGUCUUGAGAAUAUAUUGAAGGUAGGGGAAGCUGAGAAGAAUUUAGGACUGACAGGGGAUAACAAUCUUUAUGCUCAAAUGAUUGAAGAUGCUGAUGGUUUGGAAAAGAUAGAGAACUUACAAAGUCAUGACAACAACGAUAUUUACGAGAAGGCAGUUAAAAUCCUCGAGACAUAUUGGGCGGAGGAUGACGAUGAUGAAGAGAUUAUGCCACCAGGUAUUGCAUCUCAAGGAGGAGAAGGAGGGUUUCAAUUUGGUGGAAACGGUCAGUUUCCUGUCCCUACUGGUGGUUUCAACUUCAACUAAGAAUGAAGGCUGAUAGAUGAGUAUUAUGUUUCAUUUUCAAAAUUAUGGAUUUUAUUUUUGUGAAAUGAUAGAAAGAAGGACCAUGCAGAAUUAAUUUAUUAAUUAAACAGCUAGUUAUUCUUCUUCUU
Molecule: messenger RNA, 1811 nt
Organism: Impatiens glandulifera
Lineage: Eukaryota; Viridiplantae; Streptophyta; Magnoliopsida; Ericales; Balsaminaceae
Product: importin subunit alpha-1-like
Exons: 10
Coding region: 70-1683 (537 amino acids)
Biological process (GO): NLS-bearing protein import into nucleus
Cellular component (GO): nucleus; cytoplasm
Molecular function (GO): nuclear import signal receptor activity; protein binding
Source: RefSeq, a predicted model, not a curated record